Messenger RNA from Acanthochromis polyacanthus (spiny chromis), 10446 nucleotides. RefSeq names its product forkhead box A1 (gene foxa1). Gene Ontology annotation, molecular function: RNA polymerase II cis-regulatory region sequence-specific DNA binding; transcription factor binding; DNA-binding transcription factor activity, RNA polymerase II-specific. The transcript is spliced from 2 exons. The record is from RefSeq and is a predicted model, not a curated record. Lineage: Eukaryota; Metazoa; Chordata; Actinopteri; Pomacentridae. The coding region runs from base 2849 to 4063 and encodes 404 amino acids. Gene Ontology annotation, biological process: cell differentiation; regulation of transcription by RNA polymerase II; anatomical structure morphogenesis.
AGAAACAACAACUUUCAUUAUUAUUAGAAUCAAUUAUGAAUAAAUCAAAGAAUUCUGGUGUUUAGGCGCCACAAAAUGUGAAAAACAUCCAAAGAAAAUCCAACUGAACACGACUCAAGCACCAAAAAAUGCAGAGAAGUUGAGAAAACGUGUUUAAAUUAAAGAGCCGUCAUUAACGGACAGAAAAGUCAGCAUCAUUAGGAUCACUUAUGAAUGUGUUUUAGGCACCAAAAAAUGUGAAAAAUGUCCAAUAACAUUAAAAAAAACAUGCAGAGAAGUUGAGGAAACAUGUUCAAAAUAAAGAAUUUUAGGUCUCGGGUGUGAAAAACUGUGAAAAAUGUGUAAUAAAAGUAAGAAAACAACAGAAAAGUUGAGGAAACAUGUUGGAAUGAAAGAAUUUUGAUGCUUAGGUGUGAAAAAUGUGUCAAACAAAAAUCCAACAAAAAUCCAAAAAAUGCAGAAAAGUUGGGGAAUCGUUUUCAAAUUACAGUAUUUGGGGUUUUUAGGCAUCAAACAAUGUGAAAAACAUCCAACCAAAUUAAGAAAAAAACGCAUAAAUGUUGAGGAAACGUGUUCAAAUUUAGGAGAAUAAUGUAGAAAUAUUUAUUUAAUGCACCUUUUAAAGACCGAUGAUCACAAUAUUGACGAUAUUUCACAGUUAGAUCAGAAAUUAUCUGUAAAAUUGUGUCUUUUCUGACACUCUGAUGAUUCAUUUCUACAUUUAUUCUGAAAUCUAUCCAGGGUUUAUGGGAUUAUUUCACAGCUUAAAAUGGUUUCAGUGGUGAAAACCUUUAAAUACACUAAAAAUAUUCCUUAUUUUUAACGGAAAUUCUGCUUUUGGAUCCUUCCUGUUCUUUGUAUUUCCAGCUUCUCUGAUCAAUUUAAUUCCAAAUAAAUGUGAUUAAAAGUCAUAAAUACCUUCAGAAUUUCAUUUAUUUUGUGUCUUUAGGUGGUUUUCUGCAACUGUGAGCUGAAAAAGUCCUUAAAAUUCUGUCUUUUUUAAUGUAUUAAAGGCUUACAGGUGGAAUCUGAUGUGGUUUUAAAUGGUGUUGAAUGUUAAUGGUAGCUCAAUUAUUGUGUUUUUUUAAUUGAAUUUGGUUUAAGUGGUGAAGCAGACCAAACACAAUAAAAGAUGAAUUCAUUUUUCCUGUUCAUGGAUGCUUUCUUUCAUUUGGAUGUUCAGCUCUUUUGUUCACUUUGUUUUCAAAUAAAUGUGAUAAAAUGUCACAAAUCUCCCCAAAACGUCCUUUAAGUCGCAUUUAACAACCAAAAUCUGAUCAAUUUCUGAGAUUAUUGUUCUUAUUCUGUGCAUUUUCAUCUCCUCUGAUGAUUUUAAUUUCAUAAUAAUUAUAGAAGAUUAAUGCCUGAAUGUGAUUAAAUGUCAUAAAUAUCCUCUGAAUGGAGUUUCGUCUGUUUCUAGGUGGAUUUUUUGAGCUGAAACAUGAAGGAAUUCUAAAAUUCUGCCUUUUUUAAUGAGAGUUUUGUUUGAAGAGCUGAGAGGUGGAGUCAAGAAUGUUCAAAAAUCUGGUCAUUUCAGCUCACUUUAAUUUUACAUAAAUCCAAUUUAAAGCCAGAUAUAUUCUCAGAAUGUGCUUUAAUUUGUGUUUUCUGGAACUAUGAGCUGAAAAACUGAAGAAAAACAUGUUUUUUACGGGAGUCACACACAAAAAAAAAACACAAAAAUGUGCUCGUUUCAGCUCCUUUAAUAACAAAUAAAUGAUUUAAAGCCAGAAACACACUCAGAAUGUGUCUUAAUUCAUGAUUCUGGAGCUGUAAGCAGAAGAAAAUUCACUAAAACUGAAUAUUUUGUCAUUAGAGUUUGGUAUAAAGAGCAGCAGGUGAACUCACAUUUAACAGGAAUAAAAACACCUGCUCACUCUGGCUUCUAAUUAUGGUUUUUAAUGCACUAAAUUAGCAAAUAAAUGUUAAAUUUAGAAUUAAUUGUAGAUAUGAAACUGCUUUCAUUUAUUCCAAUAAACCUUUCACCACUUUAAUUUCAAAUAAAUGUGAUUUAAAGUCAGAAAUAUGCUGAAAAUGUUCUUUAAUUUUCUGCAGCCGUGAGAUGAAAAAAUGACUAAAAUUAAGAUUAAAAUCUGCUCAUUUCAGCUUCUUUGACCAUUUUAAUUAGAAACAAAUGAGAUUUAAAGCCAAAAUAAGCUCAGGAUGCAGUUCAAUUUAUGUUUCUACACCUGUGAGAUGAAAAAUGGACAAAAAAUGAGUAUUUUAAUGGGAAUAACAUCCAACAAGCCAUAAAAAUGUGUUCAUUUCAGCUCCUCUGACGUUUUAAUUUCAAAUAAAUGUAAUUUAAAGCCAAAAAUAAGCUCAAAAUGUGUUUUAAUUUGUUUUUCUAGAACGGUGAGACAAAAAAAUGGAUGAAAAAUCGUAUUUUAAAGAGCUGCAGGUUCAAGAUUUGUCUUUUAAUUCUGUUUUUAAUGCAGUAAAUUAACCAAAUAGAGUGAAAACUGAUCGAAUUUUCUGCUUUAAAUGUUAAAUUCUGAGUGAUUUAUGGAGAUGAAACUCCUCCUAAUCGAUCAGUUAUCAGCUCUGAUCGGCUGGGAUCGAUCAGGUGGAGGAUCUGACUCCACCUGGGUGGAGGUGCGGCCUGCCGGAGUGACGGAGGUCCGGAGGGUUGGACCUGCCGGGGGGAGGAGGACCAGCAGCCGCAGGUCACCGCCGCCUCCUCCUCCUCUCCGGCACUCUCCGCUCGGCUCGGCUCGGCUCGGCGCCUCCACCCGACCAGGACGCACAGGACCGGGACAGGACCGGGACAGGACCGGGACAGGACCGGGAGACCAGGAGACCCGGAGUGGGACCUGCAGGAUCCGCGUUCCGGCCGCGGACUCCCGCCAUGCUGGGGACGGUGAAGAUGGAAGGACACGAAGCUCCGGACUGGAGCGGAUACUACAGCGAGGAGGUGUACUCUCCAAUGACGGGCAGUGGAAUGGGUUCUGGUCUUGGGAUGGGAUCCAUGUCUGGUUACAUGUCGAGCAGCGGGACCACGUCCGGUUCUUUCAACAUGUCGUACAGCGGUACCGGUCUAAGUCCGGCUCCAGUCGGAGGGAUGGGUGGCUCGGCACCGUCGGCCAUGUCGGGCCUGGGCGGGGGUGUGGCCUCCAUGGGUGGGGCCCUGAGCCCGUCCAGCAUGAGCUCAGUAUCGGCCCAGCAGGCCUCCAUGGGCCUGAACCCGUAUGGGGGCAUGAGUCCCACCAUGAGCCCCGGCAUGGCGUACGGCGGCAGCGGGUUGAACCGAGCCCGAGACAACAAGGCAUUCAGACGGAGCUACCCGCACGCCAAGCCGCCCUACUCCUACAUCUCGCUCAUCACCAUGGCGAUCCAGCAGGCGCCCAGUAAGAUGCUGACGCUGAGCGAGAUCUACCAGUGGAUCAUGGACCUGUUCCCGUACUACCGGCAGAACCAGCAGCGCUGGCAGAACUCCAUCCGGCACUCGCUGUCCUUCAACGACUGCUUUGUGAAGGUGUCGCGCUCGCCGGACAAACCGGGGAAGGGCUCGUACUGGACCCUGCACCCGGACUCUGGGAACAUGUUUGAGAACGGCUGCUACCUGCGUCGUCAGAAGAGGUUCAAGUGCGAGAAGAAGAUGACGACCAAGUCUGACGGCAGGAAGGAGCAGGGGGGUGGCGGAGCGUCUCCUGCAGCGGACGCCAUCAAAGCUCCGGGACUCCUGGACUCUUCCCUGCCGUCCUCCAGCCAGGCGUCCUCGCCCCCGGGCCUGGACCUGCGGGGCGGUGUGGGGUCGGACCUGAAGGUGUCCGGCUCCCAGCUGCUGUCCUCGCUGUCGCUGCCCCCCCACUCCAUGGCCCACGAGUCCCAGCUACACAUCAAAGGCGACCCGCACUAUUCCUUCAACCACCCGUUCUCCAUCAACAACCUCAUGUCGUCCUCAGAGCAGCAGCACAAACUGGACCUGAAGGCCUACGAGGCGCUGCAGUACUCCUCCUACAACGCCGGCGGGGCGUCCGGCCUCGGAGGCAGGACCAUGGAGCCGCUGGAGGCCUCCUACUACCAGGGCAUGUAUCCCAGACCGCUGCUCAACACCUCGUAGCUGCCGCUGCACCUCCUGCCUGGACUCUCUGCAUGCAGCUGUCCUGGACUUCCUGAGUGACUGUGAUGAACCGGAGACUCUGGACUGAACUCCUGCACUGUGACCGAACCGGGACGCUAACAGACACCUGAACUCUCAGCCGGUUUACGUGCUCCCAGGUCUGUGGUCUCCUUUUACACACCGAGUCACAAACAGUCUGAAGGUAUGAAAACAUCGACGCAGGAUCCCACAGGUCACCAGGUCAGACCAGAACCGGCGGCUCAGGAUCGGUAGGAACCUGCUGAUUCAUGUCCUGAACCCAAGUAUUGAUGUCCCCGUUCUGUCUUCAGCUUCCUGGAUAGUUACAUUCAAUCACUUUAAAGAACCCCAGAACGAUUGACCUGCUGGUUCCUGGACACCUGAGAGUCCUGGUUCUGGUUCUGAUCCUGGGUUUGAGGUUUACAUGAAAGCUUGUAGCCUGUUUACUCAACGUUACAUCUCUCCAAACUCCAUUCAAAGUCCUGCUAAUUUAAGAGACGCUGCAUGUAGGUGAAUAUUUGCUUCAAUCAGAGCAGCGACACCAAACUCCAAUCAUAAAUCAGACGAUUUCACACACGUUUCUCAGAAAAUCAGCGUAAAUCAGAGAGCACUGCUGGUUAAACCGCAUGGUUUCAAUGAUUCACCGUGAAGAACAUGAGAACAAACGACCUCCUGGUCCUGAUUCCACCAAACUCCAUCUAGAUUCCUGCUGAUCUAAUAUCUGCUGAAUGUAGGUGAAAACUGAUGAGGAGUUUUUACAAACAUGAAACCAAAGUCCAAUCAAACAUCGGUCGGUUUUGACGCUAAUCUCAAUAUAAACCAGUUAGACGACAUUUUACUGGAUAGUUUCAACGAUUCGUGUUGAAAAAGACCAAAUGGUUCCUGAACACCUGAGAGUCCUGGUUCUGGUUCUGAUCCAGGGUUUGAGUUUAUCCUGAAAACUGCCGUCCUGUAACCUUUUUUUGUGCCUCUCUUUUAAUAUUCACUACUGUUUAAAAGUUUGGGGUCAUCCAGACAACUCCAUGUUUUCCAUUAAACUCACACUUUUAUCCAUGUGCUAACAUAACUGCAGAAGGGUUUUCUAAUCAUCAAUGAGCCUUUCUACACCAUUAGCUAACACAAUGUAGCAUUAGAACACAGGAGUGAUGGUUGCUGGAAAUGUUCCUCUGUACCCCUAUGGAGAUAUUCUAUUAAAAAUCAGCCGUUUACAGCUAGAAUAGUCAUUUACCACAUUAACUAUGUCUACACUGGAUUUAUCAUUCAUUUAAUGUCAUCUUCAUUGGAAGAAAAUUGCCUUUCUUUUAACAAUGAGGACAUUUCUAAGAGACCCCAAACUUUUGAACAGUCGUGUUCGUUUCAUUCAAAUGAAAGUUUGUUAAUUUGCUUAAAUCCGAGCGGCUAAUAUGAAACGACCCCAAACUCAUUUAAAUAUCCUUCGAUUUUAGUCACAUUUCUCAGAUAAUCAGUGAUUGUUGCUGGUUGAAGCUGCAUUAAAACACCAAACAGUUAAUCACCAUUGAAACCAUUAAAGCGGCAGACUGAGCGUAUCACGUGAACAGAGAUCUGACGCUUACAUGCAGGUUCAGGUUUCUGGAAACAAGAUAAGACCUGAUCCUGGUCUCUGGAAUCCACAUGUGACGUUUAUCUACACGACCAGUCUAAAGUUUGGACACAUCUGCAUUCAGUGGCUUUUAUUUCAUUAUUUUACACAUUAAAAACUGUAAAAGAACACAGAUGGAAUUAUGCUGUAAACAACAAAGUCUUCAUCUUCAGUAUUAAUGCAGGAAAUAAACCAAAUAAAUUAAAAGCAUUGAAUGAGAAGGUGUGUAGAAUCUUUAGACUGGUCGUGUUUGAGCAAACUGGAUGUUUUAAAAAGCGGAUCAGACUCUAGAGACGAAAUCUGCUGAUCUGAAGCCGUCGGUGUUCAUUUAAACCCUGAACCUGUUCCAUCUGAUCUGACUUUAGGUUUCAGUUUAAUUUAAAUUAUCUGCAGUUUCACCACAAAUGAUCUUCUUUUGUUUUUAAAGACGCUUUAAUGUUUCAUUAAAAAAUAGCACUUUAAAGUUCCUGUGGACCCUGGGAGGGCCGCGGGUUGAACAGUUUGUUUAGCUAAAGGUCAGAGGUCACCCGGCGGCCUGUCGUCAUGGCGACGCCAGAGAUGUUUACAGAUUAAUGACGGGAAUUAAUUUUUCCGUCGAGAGUUUAUUUCUCCCACGACCUCGCCUGCUGCCGCCCUGACCCCUGGAGGGGUCGCGACCCGCGGCCCGAGAACCCGACGCAUUAGAGGCUUUUAAUUUGAAGGGUCAGUUCACCAGAAAACAGCCUGAUUCCUGAUCAGCCUCCGUCUGAAGUUCAAUCAGUUCAGAUCUCUGAUGGAUCAAUAAUUAUUGAUAAACAGGAAGUUUUUAAUCCAUUUCUCUAUGAAGUAAAAAUAUUUAAUCGUGAAAAAAGUUCUUUAUCCAAUUUAAAAUCCUCAAACUAUGAAUUAUUAUUGCAGAUUUAUUCUGAUCAAUCAGAUGAUCGAUUGAUUUGGUUACAGGAAAAGAUUCCUAAUAAAUUAAAGUUUAAUUUAAUCGAAAAGAAAAAAAAUCUUCUUUUUAAAAACAAUAAAACAAUCAGCAGUUGAUUCAUGAGUUCAGCCGCCUGGUUUUCCUACAAAAUAACAUCUUGAAGUUCAAUUCUAAUAAAUGAUGUUCAGCAAAAAACAUUCAGUUCCAUGAACGAGAUUUUAAUCUUUCAUCAAAAGUAGUUUUAAUUACUCGGUAUUUUUAAGCUGAUUAUUUUAAAAAUGACAUCAUUCUAACUAGUAAGAGACUUUUUACUGUUUUAUGAACAUUUUUACGAACACGAGUUUUUAAUCUGGAAAAAAUGUAAAAAUUAAGUUUUCCAAAUAGAUUUUCUUUUCUUCAGUUUGUUCAUUCUAAUAAAAAUACAGAUUAAAAUAAACCUUUAAAAUUGUUUUUGACAUAAUUUUAAUGAUAAUUACACCAACUUAACACUGUGCAGAAUUUAAAGCUUUAAAACUAAAUUCAAGUUGUAGUAAAUGAAUUAAACUGAGCAGUUUUUUCUCUACUUUGAGUUCAGGAUUUCAAAUCCAUAAAAACAUAAAAACUAAUGUUUAUACCAACGAUAAGUAAUUUAUGAUUUAAAGCAUAUUUAAUUAUAGAGGAAGGAACUCAGUCUGGUUUGUUGGUUGAGCAUCAUUUCCUUAGAAGAUGUUUAAAUUAAAAAUAUUUCAUUUUAACUGCUGUUGUGGAUUUUAACACAAUAUUUAAACCCUAAACUCAAAAAAGACAAACUUAAUCAGCCCAAAAUUAUAAAAACAAAAUUAUUAAUUGAAGAAUAAAUCCUUUAUUAUUAUAAUUUUCCCCAAAGUGGAGGGAAUUUCAUUUCAUAGUUUCUGAUAUUUAAAUGUGGAACCAAAACCAGAUCUGCACCUAAACGUAUUGUUUCUUCCUUUCACUGUGUUCCAUGUCUUCACUUAGUUUCAUAAAAAUCCGUGCUCUAGUGUUCAUGUAAUCCUGCAGACGGACAAAUAAAUGCAAUAAAAACAUCCUUUCCUCUGCAGAGGCCUCAGAUUUAACAGCUUUCUUUAGUUUUCUUUGCAGAAAUCCUCAUUUUUAACGUCAUCAGAUGAACACAGAGCUGAAGAAACGAGUAGGAUAAAAAUCAGAAAGAGAAAUAAAAUGAAAAUACCUGAAAUCUAAAAGUGGAGAGUCUAAUCGGAUGGUUUAGCUCUAGACGCCUGACGAGAUGAAGUUCACGGAGAAAAAAGGUUCUGACACGGAACAGCUAAAGACAGAAAAAACAUUCAUCAGUUCAGGUGAAAAAGUUAAAAUAAAUACAGUUUAAAAUUUAAUUUAAAGAUCUGAAAAUCAAAUCUGACAAAUCCCAAAUCUAUGUCCCAUUAAUUUAAACAUCUGGAGUUUGAACAAAAGAGAAAAAAAGAGAAAAGAGAAAAAAAAUCUGACUUAAGGAACAUUAAAGCUGCUGAGAACAAACCGGACAUAAAUUAUUCAAUAAACCUCAGAUUUACUGGUGAGAAACUCCCAAAGGUCCAACUGCUGUGGAGAAAAAUUGAACAUCUGGAUCGUUUUUUUUUUUUUUUCACUUGAAAUACAAACAAACCAGAAGGAAGCAGAAGCGGAUGUUUCUGAAGGUUCUGACCCAACAGAACCUCUGUAAUCUGGUCAACAUGGAGGCAGGUUCUGGUUUACUGACAGUCAAACUGUACAGAGUCAGUUUAAAGGACCCUGAAGGGGCCACGAUGCAUUUACAGACCAGUAAAAGUAAUUCAGCUCCAAAGAAUGUUCUUGGACUUUGGUUUCCAGACUUUAGUUCUUGGACUUCAGCUAAAAGGACCGUUCCUGGGUUUUGGUUCUUUGAUUUUAGUUCCUAGACCUUGGUUCUUGUAAUUCUUCUCUAGAGAACGUUAAUAAACUUUAGUUAUUGAACUUUUGCUCCAAAGAUCAGUAAAAGUCGUAAUCUGAGUUUAUUUUUCAUCAGCGGCGGUUUGACCUUCAGAAAAAACAUCUAACAGUCAAUUAUCUGACAGAUUUUUCUCUUUAAAUUGAGACGAACAAAUUCAAGUCAAGCUCAGAUCAAUGUUCUCUGUAAUAUGCUCAAAAACUAAAGGUUCUAGCUGGAACCAAACAUGGUUCUUCACAUUAAUCUCAUACAGACAAAAACAAUGUUUCCUCAUUAGAGUUUCAUCAGUAACAACCACAGGAAUCUUUACUGAGGAACCGUUCUUCACCUGCUUUAUGUGGUUCUUUUAAGGGUUCUAUUUAUUGGAGCUCUUUGGUUUAGUCAGAGAAAAGAACAUAGAACUGCAAUUAAUGAAUACUGUCAUGAUUAAUAAAUCAUUUAGUCAAUGAAACAUCAGAAAACAGAGAGAAACGUCCAUCUUGUUGUUCUGUAGGACCAAGAACCCAAAAUAUUAAAUAUGUUCUAUUGGAAGGAACCCAGACAUGCUGUAAAUGCUUUUUUUAAACUUAGAAGUGACUUAAAGAAUCAUCAAGUCCUCUUUAAGAACCUAUUUUUAGGUUCUUUGGAGUGCCACUGAUGGUGCCUAAUGGAACCUUCUGCUGAUGGUUCUAUGAGGGUUCUUCAAAGAACUGAAGUAAUGUGGCCAUAAAGGUGAUGUGUGGGACUGAAAAUGGUUCUUCUGUGGCAUCACUUAGAGGAACUAUUUUGGAUUCCAGGUGGAAUCUUUAUUUAUUUUAGUUAUAUGAAAACGUCCUGGUAAGAUGUUCUUGAAAGAAACAUUUCGGUUGAUCAGCUGAGUCUUUGGCGCCAUGGAAACACAAAUCAGACUGUUCUGCAGAAACUUCGGUUCUUGGGAACGUUCCCAGUGAUUAAAGUUUCUGCACUUUAGUUUGUCGAAUUCAGUUCUUGAACUUUGAUCCCAGACUUUGGCUCUUGGAAUCCAGUUAUUAGACUUUGGUCUUUCAGACUUUAGUUCUUGGACUUAAGUUGCUGGACUUCAGUUCCAAACUAUGUUCUUGGACUUUGCUUUUCCAGACUUCAGUUCUUGGACUUUAGCUAAAAGAAACAUUCCUGGACUUGAGUUCCUGGACUUUAGCUUUAAAGCUAUCUUUCAUGGAGUUUGGUUCUUGGAAUCUUGUUCUUAACCUUUAGUUCUUGGACUUUGGUUUUUCAGACUUUAGUUCUUGAACUUUAGCUAAUAGCAGCAUUCUUGGACUUUGGUUUCUUAAUCUACUUCUUGAACUUUAGUUGUUGGACUUUUUCUUUUCGAGACUUCGGUUCUUGGAUGUUAAAGUUCUUCGGUUCCUCGCUGUCGUCUUGUUUUGAUCGCUGCCUGCAGACGGAACUCGGGGCUAAAAUAAAGUCAGUUUGGUUGCUAUAAAUUCCCGUUCCAGUCACCGAUCAAUAAAUCAUCCAGGUUCAGGUUUACAGUCUGAUCGAUUGAUUAUUGACUGAUCGAUUGAUUACUGACUGAUCGGUUCUUCGUCGACGUUUCUGAGGAUCUUUGUUUGGUGACUCUCACUCUGUGUGUAAAAGCAGAACCACUUCCUGUCUGUUGAAGCGUCUGUAUUUAAACUCAGCUCUCCUGUCCAUCACUGAUUAUUGAUUAUUGAUUAUUACCAUGUGCAUGAAUGAAGUGGGAGGUCUUCUUCUUCUUCUUCUCCUUGUUUUCUGGAAGUAAUGGGCCGUUUAACGGAAUGCUCAGAGCCUCCUCUUCCUCCUCAUCCUCGUCUUCCUCCUGAAGGAGGUGAAGGAGGAUCGAUGUCCAGAAGCUCCUCGUCCUCGUCGUGUUUGUUCUUCGUUGGUUUUCGACUCUGAUGCAUGUUCUUAACUUAUUCUGUCAUUUUCAAAUAAAACAAAGAAACACUGGAAACCUA